AUGUUCAACGUUACCAGAAACGGCCGGGCCUUUGUGUUCAACCUGACGUACGUGGCACAGAUGGGGGCGGUGCAGGAGGUGCUGCCAGCGUGGAUGUUCAAGGCGAGCCUCUUGGGAGGCGAGGUGCUGAGCCGACCAGACACACCCUUCCAACUUGUUGCCUUUGGCGCCUCCCUGCAUGACCUCACCUCACUCAACUCAACACUGGACUACCGAAAAGCCGCAACAUCUGUUCCGUGCUGUGGUCCCCAUGUUCCCCUCCUUGGCCUCUCAGCCUCGCACCUGCUGCCCAGCAUGCACCGUCGCUUGCAGGACGUGCGGCGGGUGACCUUCUUUGGCCCGUGGGCAGCCAGAGAGGACAUCAAGCCCCGCUGGGUGAUCAACCGAAGCAACAAUGUGCGCGGCAUGGCCUUCGAGGAGGAAGCUUCCAGGUGGGUGGCGCGUUAG
Molecule: messenger RNA, 447 nt
Organism: Closterium sp. Naga37s-1
Lineage: Eukaryota; Viridiplantae; Streptophyta; Zygnematophyceae; Desmidiales; Closteriaceae
Source: the annotation of a GenBank genome assembly